AUGGUGUUUCGAUUCUUAGUAGCUCUUGUGCUCAUUGACGUGUCCUUUGGGCAGAAUGACUAUCCCAACUAUCCGGAAGAGACAGCAACAAACGCCCCGGUCGCUGAUCCCAAUCCCGAUUAUGAUGCGAACCCCCAACCCAACCCGGCACCGCACUAUCCAGACUAUAGCCAGGUAGAAACGGUGGCAACUACUACUGCAGCUGCAACCACCACACAAGCACCGAGAACGAGACGAACGAAACGACCACAGGUGUUCCCGCCGACGCCGACCACAUCGCAAUCGAGACGAAUAGUGCGUUGGUUAGUGCUGGACGAUCAAGGAUACCCUAUUCGUACCGCCGUCCGACGCCGCUAUCGAACAGGAUCACUAACCAACUGGGUGCCACCGUACUAUCGCAGCCUACUAUCUGGAGCACGCUCGACAAGCCCGAAUGCGGCCCGGGGACGUUCGAAACGUAUCGAAUACACCUGGUUUUACACCUAA
Molecule: messenger RNA, 486 nt
Organism: Anopheles moucheti
Lineage: Eukaryota; Metazoa; Arthropoda; Insecta; Diptera; Culicidae
Exons: 2
Coding region: 1-486 (161 amino acids)
Source: RefSeq, a predicted model, not a curated record